Molecule: messenger RNA, 832 nt
Organism: Triticum aestivum (bread wheat)
Lineage: Eukaryota; Viridiplantae; Streptophyta; Magnoliopsida; Poales; Poaceae
Product: two-component response regulator ORR41-like
Exons: 4
Coding region: 193-585 (130 amino acids)
Biological process (GO): phosphorelay signal transduction system
Source: RefSeq, a predicted model, not a curated record
UAAACGUCGGUGAGAUGCACCGUGAUCUGUCAUCUCUGUGCUCUCAGCCUCAGCUUCCCCCAUCGAUCCGGCCGCCAACCAUCGACCUCCCACGGCCCUCGGCAUAUAUAAAUUACUACUCCGGCAGAGUGGUGUGUUUCUGCGGGGAAGUGAGUUACUGUACACACAGAGAGGGAGAGGGAGAGAGAGACGAUGGAUCGGAGGAGGAUCACGGUGCUCCUGGUGGAGGACGAGGAGAUCCACAGGGUUGUGGCGAGAGCGGUGCUGAGGGCGGCCGGCGUGGAGGCCGACGAGGCGGAGAACGGGGCGGAGGCGGUGCGGCGCGUGCGGGGGCGCGUCGGAGGCGGCGGCGCCGGCGCGUAUGACCUCAUCCUCACGGACAAGCAGAUGCCGGUCAUGGAUGGCCGCGAGGCGACGAGGCAGAUCCGGGCGAUGGGGGUGACCACGCCGAUCGUCGCCGUGUCCAGCGACAACCUCCCGUCAGACGUCCAGGCCUUCAUCGCCGCCGGCGCCGACGACUUCACGCCCAAGCCGCUGACCAAGGAGAAGCUGGGCCACAUUCUCUCCAAGUUCGGGCUUGCGUAGCCGCCAUUAACUAGGAGUACAGUACUAUUUAACUUGGUUCAGGACGCGAACAUGAUUGGUUCCCGCAGAUGAGGAGGCACAGGUGUUCUUUCUACGAAAGAGCACGAGGUGCCACACUACCUCUCCCCUGCUUCCCGUGGAUGGAUUAUUAGUGCUAGUAUUAAUAUUGUUUCCUCCAUGCUUCGCUCAUGUAAAUAUAUAUAUGGAUUAGUUUUUCGGGGCAUAUUUAUGGAUUAAUUUUUCAUUA